Messenger RNA from Odontomachus brunneus, 6479 nucleotides. RefSeq names its product probable histone-lysine N-methyltransferase CG1716 (gene Set2). The transcript has 15 exons. Gene Ontology annotation, biological process: regulation of DNA-templated transcription. Bases 1026 to 6479 code for a protein of 1817 amino acids. Lineage: Eukaryota; Metazoa; Arthropoda; Insecta; Hymenoptera; Formicidae. Gene Ontology annotation, molecular function: histone H3K36 methyltransferase activity; protein binding. The record is from RefSeq and is a predicted model, not a curated record. Gene Ontology annotation, cellular component: nucleus; chromosome.
AGACAAACGAUUGGCUACCAUGUGGAUCACACAUUAUUCCCUAAGUUGUCACUUCCUGAAGUCCGAAGUCACAACGACGAGACCAAUCAUAUCCGAUUGUUAUCAUUACAGUUGAGUAAAUAUUGUCCGUCGAAGAGGAUUACGAGAUAGCUUGGUUAUUUAUUAAGACUCUUGUGGAAACUAAAAGAACACGUUCGUCGGAGAGUGAAAAAAUAGCAAGCAUAUACGAAAAGCGUGAUACUGUGCUUCAAAGGAAACAUAUCCGUAAGGACACGAGACGAAUCUAAAAAGAAGAAGAAGAAAAACUAUUGUCCGACCGAACACGAUCUCAACACGGCAAUUGUAGCAAAGAGAGCGUGUCAUAGCGUCUUAACACUUACGAGAGACGAGCUCGCGACGCUUCCACCGCACGUCGUUGAUAGCGCUGCUAUUUCGCUCGCAACACGGCAAGACGAGGGACGAGACGAUGCUCAGUGGCGAUGGUGUAUACGUUUAGAAUGCACAUCGACGGUGUACACUUCCAUACACGAGUUCUUCGUAUAUUUUAACGAUGGAUCUCUCGUCGGCGCGACUCGUGCAUGUUGGAUGAGAAUCACGAAUCGGUGCAAGAGUCAACGGGAAGCCACGAGAUCACCGAGUUACCGCGGGAUCAACGAGUUUCCGAGUGAGUGCUAGAACGUGACGAACGUUGUCCAGUGAUUUCGUCCAGUACUGCGAGAGAGUGUGUUAGAUUCUGAUCGACGGGAAAGAGCUCGAUACACGUGCAUCAUACAGUUGUGCAUCAUCGAGAACAAAUUUUAUAAUCACUCGUAGAUUUGCCGAAGUUUCUCAUAAGUUAGCCUAGUUGUAUCAACGUUUUAGCGAAUAACGUUGAUGAAUCGUGGAUAUGUUGAUAAUUUGGAGAACUAACAGGCAGUGUUUAUUUGAGAGUGUGUAUUGAUAUAUCUCACAAAUAAUGAAUGUUACUUUAGAAUCACAGAACACGGUUUUAGAAGCAUACGACUGAGAGUGUAUAUGGAAUCAAAAUGGCACGCAGGCGAAAAACUGAUGUUAAAGCAUCUGUAAAACCAUCCCAUAAAUAUACACCUGUACGUAAAUCUAAUAGACAAAUAGCCAAGAAACAGUUAGAAGAGAAGAAAAAUGGAGAGAUUUCACAGACAUCUUGCUUAAACAAUUCCGACGAUUCUAAAUCUACCAAUGAAGAUUAUAGUCAAGUUCCAUUAAAGAAAAAUCAAAAUUCUCAGAAGAAGCAUAGGAAACAUAAAGGCACUUCUAAUAACAUUGAAACUAUUAAUGACGAGAGUACUAUAUAUGAUGUUUCACAAUGCAAACGAGAUGCAGGAGAAAGUGACAGCCAAGAUGAUACAGAUAACAUAAUUAGUAAAUCAGAAAAACUUAGCCCGGAGGAUGUACGACAGGUUGUAGUUGGUAACACAGAUCUAGCCAAUGAAUCCUUAUCUGCCCCAGUAUCAACCGAGAUGGAAGUAUGGUCAGAAGAUAUAGAGGAAACUAUAAUCUGUGAAGAAAUGGAAGUGGAAGAAGAUGGUGCUAAUUUAUCACAAGAUAAUGUUAUGGUUGAGGAAGUAUUACUUAUGAAUGAAACUAAUUUGGAAAGCAAGGAUUUUGUGGAAUUUACUGUGAUACAAAAUGAGGAUGGUACUAAAUCUAUGGUGAUGACACCUAAAUCUGAAAAUAUUUCAAACGAUGAGUAUCAUGUUAUUCGAGAAAAUGUUAAUAGUGUGUGUACCAAUGCACCAGAAAAUUCCAUAUCAAUGAUACAUACAGAUGAAUCAAGCAGUGAGACAUGUAAUGUUACAGAUUCCAAUGUAGACAAACCAUAUGUUAAUAAAAAAAAAACAGUAUUAGAAGAUCAAGCUGGUAAGAAGCAAAAGAGUGGCAAAACAAUUUAUGAUGAAAUAAGAGAGGAAAUUUCAGAAUCAAUGUCUGGUAAAGUUCAAAUAUGUUCUGUCAAGGAUUAUUCUGAUUCCACCACCGAGAUGUUGGAAGAUAACUCUACAUGGGAAAGCAAAGACUCACAAACAAAAAGUGUGUAUAAAGAUUUGUCAAAAGAAGAUACAGUUUCCAAACUAGAUAAACUGGCAGAUAUGCAGAUAAGUGAAUGUUCAAAGGAAAUACAAAAGUUGGUGAAUGAUCUUUCUAGCAUGGAAAGUAUUGACUCUCCAGUACAAACUCCACUAAAUGUAGAAAAAUUGUCACCGGUAAAUAUUGACGACGAAAGUAGUUCGUCGAUAUUAGAUAAAAUGGAGCAACUGCAUCGUCCAAAUAAUUCUGUCAGCUCUCACGUUACAGACAUAUUUUCGAAAGCUAUAGAGCCCAAUAAUAUAAUAAAACCUCAAGAAGAAGAUAUUUUAAAGUCCGAUUCUUGUAAUGAUAAAAUACAAUUUACAGAUCAAGUUUCAAUGAAAUCGAAAAUUAUACAAGAUAAGAAAAAUACGAGUCAGCAAAAGAAUACUGAACAUCUAGGAAUUAUUGAUGAAUUACAAGAUAGUGAAGGAGACAACAACAAAGUUGAUAAUGAAGAUAUGAAGCUAUGUAGUAGCAGUGAAAAUAGUAACGAUACUCUAUUGUCACUAACCAAUUGUAAAACUCGGGAGCUUGAUGUAAAAAAUGUAGCAAGUAAUGCAAAUGAUAUUGACAAAAGAGUUGAAUUCAGAAGUCGUAGUGGAAGCACAGAUACAACAGGUUCUGAAAGUGGCUCAAACAGUUCGGGUGUAAGACGAAGCAGUAGAAUUCGAUCUAUUGGAUUAAUGAAGCAAAGAUCUCGUGGACGUGGCUUGGUUACAAAGCCUAACAUAGACACUUCGAAAACAACUUUACAGCAAGAAAAAGAAAAAGUAGUUAAUAAUAUAAAUCCUGCAAUAAUUCAGGAAAUAAAAAUAGAUAACUCCGAAGCGCAAUGUGAUAAGGAAAAUAAUUCUAACAAGAUAUCGACGUCGAUUGAUACUUUAGCUCCGUUAAGUACUAGUUAUAACACUACAGGAUACGAUUCUGAUUCUUCAAAGCCGGUUAAAGUAAAAUCUCGCUGGCGAAGAUCAAGCGAGCUCGAGAUGGGAAGUUCCAGUGCAGGAUUUGGAUAUCUUACUACUACUGUAUCAAUGCUUGGGUCAUCUAUUGCACCAUUAUCUGAAUCAGGACGUUCUGUACCUAUUUGUGCAGGAGAGUCUACAUCUUCAGAAUCGAAAUAUACUAGCACAAAUAUAAAAGCUAGUAUAGAAAUGGAGCAAGUUAAAGACACAUUAUCAACAUCUAAUAACGUUUCUACUGUUUCAACAAUAGCACAAAUCUCAAAAGCUAUUGGAGCAAAGAUUCCUUUACCAAUGGUUCUUGAAACACAGGAUAGGGAAAUGGAAGAAAGACUGAGUCAGUUUGAGCACUUGAGUGAAAAUUUAUAUCUUACUGAAAGAUAUACGAACAAGGAAACUAAGAGAAUGGUAUGUGACUGUUUCUUAACUGAAGAAGAAAUUGAGAGAGGGGAACUUGGUUGUGGGGAAGAUUGCCUUAAUAGACUUCUUAUGAUAGAGUGCGGACCUAGAUGUGUGGUAGGGGACAGAUGUACAAAUAAGAGAUUUCAAAAUUGUGAAUAUGCUAAGUGUGAAGUAUUCCGCACGGAGAAAAAAGGUUUUGGAUUACGCGCUAUUGUUGAUAUAGUAGCAGGCGAGUUUAUAAUGGAAUAUGUAGGUGAGGUUGUGGAUCCAAAGGAUUUUAAACGUAGAGCAAAAGAGUAUUCUAAAGAUAAAAACAGACAUUACUAUUUCAUGGCAUUAAAAUCUGAUCAGAUUAUAGAUGCUACAAUGAAAGGAAAUAUAUCUAGAUUCAUCAAUCACAGUUGUGAUCCAAAUGCGGAGACACAGAAGUGGACAGUGAAUGGGGAAUUACGAAUAGGAUUUUUUAAUAAAAAAUUUAUAGCUACUGGUGAAGAAAUUACAUUUGACUACCAUUUUCAACGUUAUGGGAAAGAAGCUCAAAAGUGUUAUUGCGAAGCACCAAAUUGUCGAGGUUGGAUAGGUGAAACACCUGAAGAGGAGAAGGAGAAGAUUGAAAAGAAAGAAAAACGCGAAAAGGAUAUAAAAAAGAAGAAAGAGGAGAAGAAACCUACUGAUUAUAUGGAGGAUGAAGAUUUGGAAGAAGAAAUAGACAAGCUGUGUUCGGGUGGCUUGAAAAACCGUGCGCACACAUUGACAUUAAGCCGACUAAUGGUUCGUAGCAGAGAACUAGAACACAGAACGCGUUUACUACGUCUUAUACAAAGUGGCGUGCAACCGUGUCGAAGAUUAUUUCUGGAUUAUCACGGUUUACGUUUAAUUUGGAGUUACGUUAUGGAUAUCGCAACGAAUGAUACAGAAGAAGCUCAACAAUUUCGCUUAGAAGUGUUGAAAACUUUAAAUACACUGCCAAUACCUAACAAGACAAUGUUAAUGGAUAGUAAGAUAUAUGGCGUAAUCGAGAAAUGGGCGAAAGGUUUAUAUCUUUCUCCAAAUGCCGAUUCUCCAGAAGACGAUCAGGUUAAAUCGAGGAUGACGUGCGAAGACUUAAGCAGUAAUUCUGACAGCAACGAAAAGAAAAGUCCUGAACAUUUGAAUGACAUUCCAGAUAAACGCAAUAAUAAUAUUGAAAGUUGUUUGGCAGUUGACGAAAUUAAAUUAGAAACUCCAGAACAAACUCUUAUUCCUGAUUUAGCUUCUAGUCUUCUUGCUGAGUGGUCCAAUCUUAAAGAAGUUUUCAGAAUACCAAAAAAAGAAAGGAUUGAACAAAUGAAGGAGCAUGAAAGAGAAGCAGAUCGCGGAUAUAGAGAAGAAUUGGAAAAAGAAGACAAGAGAGGAACAUCUUAUGAUAGACAUAGAUCUGAUAGAUAUAGUCGAAGCGAAAUGGAUAAACGCGGUGACAGAAGACGAGGACGAGAAUCUCCAGAAACUGAACACAGUAGAAUAAAAGAGAAGAGAGUAGAAGAACGAAGUAGCCUAGUUCCUAUACCACGGAUGACAAAAUAUGAACGUAGGCAAUUAUUUGCACUGCAAGUCGCGAAGGAAGAGGAGGAAAGGCAACGUCGUCAACAACAAGAAUCGUGGCAAGAACACGAGAACAGAUGUAUGGCAUUGGGUAUAGAUCCCCAUACCACUGCCAUGGUUGAUCCUCAAACAGGUUAUCCUGUUUUUUAUAAUCCGUCAUUGGGUCAAUGGCAACAUUAUUCCACUCAAGAUGGAGGAGAAGUAACACAACAGUGUACACCUGUAUAUGUAGGCCCUCAAUCUACUAGUAUAAUAGGCCAGACUUCUCAUGUACUACCAUCAACAAUAACAACUGAUAUAUCAUCUGGCAUUACAAGUGGCAUCUCACCUGGUGUGCCACCAGUAGCUUAUUCAUUAAGUCAGACAACUGUGUUCAAUCAGACAACAUCUUCCUACUCUUUGAUAUCACAUCCACAACCGUAUUCUGAGGGACAACUACCUCUUUCAAAUAAUUUAGUGUCUGUUGGUGGAACACCACCAAUAUCAAUUCAAACACCCCUUUAUAAUCACAUCGAGAAGCCCGCUGAUCAACAAUUUACAUCUACGGAAAACCGACCGCCGCAACCUGAAGUUCCGCCGAUAGAUUUGCCACCGAAAUGGAAGAGUGCAACAGAUAGCAGAGGUAGAACGUACUAUUACCAUGUGAAGGAAAGAAUAUCGCAGUGGCUACCUCCGCCACCUGAUCAUAUCGGAGUACAACCAGACUCUUCGUCUACUUCGGAAUCUAGUGAAGAGUCGAGCUCGUCGAAUGAAGAUUAUGAAGAUCUCGAUGACGAUCAUACCGAAGAUCAAAGGAAUGACGAUACAGAGAUCAGCAAUGUUUCAACAGAAAGUCCUUCAGGCACAUCUAAGUCAAAUACAUCUAAAAAGUUAGGUGGUCACAAUUUGACUGGAAGUUCACUGCCGUUUACCGAGCCUAAAAAAAGAAGAGAAGGACUGGUACAAGAAAGGAUUAUUAGUCCACGUAGGGAAGAGGAUCGUAUUGAUCACAAGGUUUAUAAAGAAAUAAAAGAAAAAUUACGACGGCAAAAGGAAAGAGCAAAAUUGAAAGACCAUGUUGAAAAGUUAAGAAAACAUCGACGAAGUAACAAAUCGAAAUCUCAUUCGCGACAUGGUUUGAGCAAGUUGCAAUCGACAUCAGCCGAAGUGUCUCCUAUGUCCGAAAGAAAAAUUAAGGAUACAUUUAGAAUAAAUAUGGCUAAUGUAAUGGUGCACUUUUUAAAUCCGUAUAGAAAGAAUGACUGCAGACAAGGCAGAAUAACUAAUACUGAAGAUUUUAAGCAUCUAGCCAGAAAGCUAACACAUUUUGUACUCGCAAAGGAAUUAAAACAUUGUAAAAGUGUUGAUGAGUUGCAAUGCAAUGAGAACGUUAAGCACAAAGCAAAAGACUUUGUACGUAAGUACAUGAGCAAAUUCGGCGCAGUGUAUCAGAAAGGUACAGACGAAGAUUAA